Messenger RNA from Podospora anserina S mat+, 1059 nucleotides. RefSeq lists its product as uncharacterized. The coding region runs from base 1 to 1059 and encodes 352 amino acids. NCBI's taxonomy places the organism in Eukaryota, Fungi, Ascomycota, Sordariomycetes, Sordariales, Podosporaceae. The record is from RefSeq and is a predicted model, not a curated record. The transcript is spliced from 2 exons.
AUGCAUUCGUGGUCUACCCUCACCGCGGCCUUUGCGCUGCUGGCCAAUGGAGUUGCCGCUCAGAACAUGUUGCGGUUCGCCUGCUCCCAGCUCGUUGUCGACCGUGUCGAUCCUCUCGUCAACCCCGGCGUCCGCUACACUCCCCAUCUUCACCAGAUCGUUGGUGGUAACUCCUUCAACCUGACUAUGGAGCCAGUCGAGUAUGACUUGGUCAAGAGAUCGACCUGCACAUCCUGCUCGUUCCCCCAGGAUCUGUCCAACUACUGGACGGCCGUCAUGUUUUUCAAGCACAAGAACGGAUCGUAUCACCGCGUUCCCCAAGUCGGCAACGGCGGUCCCCAGGGUCAGCUCAUCAACAAGGGUGGUCUCGACAUCUACUACAUUCCCAGCGGCAAGACCACCGCCUUCAGACCUGGCUUCCGCAUGCUUGCCGGUAACGCGGCCAACACCGAGGACAGCAAGGUUUCCAAGGCCAACAUCUGCCAUCGCUGCUGGACAUCGACCAACGAGGGCAACUUCAUCGGCGGUGCUCCCUGCACUGGCUCUGAUACCGUCGGCAUCCCUCAGGAGCCGCGCUGCAAGAUGAUCCGCCAGACCAUCAUCUUCCCCCACUGCUGGGACGGCAAGAACCUUGACACCCCCGACCACAAGUCCCACGUCGCCUACGGCCAGGGCUCUGGUGCCACUGGCGGCGGCGCCUGCCCAUCCAGCCACCCCGUCAAGCUUCCUCAGCUCAUGUACGAGCUGAUGUGGAACGUGACCAACUUCAGUGAUAAGAACAUGUGGCCCACCUCGGGCCCUGCCUUUGUCUACAGCAUGAACCUCGGCGGAUCUGCCGCUCACGGUGACUACGUCUUCGGCUGGGAAGGCGACACUCUUCAGCGUGCCAUGGACAAGGGCUGCAACCUCAACCGUGCUUGCCCUGCUGCUGGUCUUACUUACCAGCCUCCCGAGGUUUACAACGCUUGCAACAUCAAGCAGCAGGCUCCCGAGCCCGUCGACGGCUGUAAGUUUUCAUCCCCACCCCCUUCACAAACGUCUGAGAGAGAUGAAUGCUAA